AUGGCACCGGGAUUGAGGACACUUUGUCACCAAGAGCGGUUCUAUUUGGACACGUUGGCCAACGCAAAGCAAUUUGUUUCUGGUUACGACGCAGAGCAACACAGAGGGCAUCUAGCAGGAUGGAAGCAACGGAUUGAUGGCUUGGAUGAGAAAUUUCAUGCCAAUCGCCUGGCCAUUGAAUUAUCGUUCGACGAUGAAGAUGAAGAUGAGCAGGAAGAAGAUGAAGUUAAGGUUGCAGAAAAGGAAGCGGAGAAGGCUGCCGCUCAAGAAAGCAAUCGGCUUAUUCGGCAGAAAUUCGAACUUGAUUACGUUUUGGUCUACAGCUUCUUGGCUAACGAAAUUAAAAUGCAUGCAUCGUGUUCCCAACCUAACCUCAACCAACAUCCACCUAUUCAGUCGCGGGUCAAUCUGCCUAAUGUGAAACUGCCAAGUUUUGAUGGCACCAUUUCGGAAUGGAUCACUUUUCGCGAUUCAUUCAAAUCGCUUAUCGACUCCAAUGCUGAUUUGUCGCAUUUCGAUAAAUUUUCCUACCUUAUGGCGUCUCUGACGAAAGACGCGAGGAAGGUGAUCGAAGCUAUAGAGCUUACAGCUGCCAAUUAUCCUGUCGCCUGGCAGCUGCUUGAAAAUAGGUUUGAGAAUAAGAAGCUUAUCUUCAAGACAUACAUGGACGCUCUAUUUUCGAUUGAGCCCAUGAAACGGGAAUCGUAUGAAUCGUUGACGCGGUUGGUCGACGAGUUCGAGCGAAACCUAAAGAUGAUUGACAAAAUGGGAUUCUUAACGGAGAACUGGAGUGUACUUCUGGCUCACAUGGUCUGCUGUCGUCUCGAUCCCUCAACCCUCAAGCAGUGGGAGUCAUUCUAUCGUUCAACAGAAGUUCCAGAAUACCACGAUCUUAUGGCCUUUUUGCGUGGUCAUUUAUCCGUUCUCCAGUCGUUGCCGUCGCCCAAAUCGUAUUCGUCGGAUUCUCACAAACCGGAGCAGCAUCGGCCGCUGAAAUCAAAGGCCGUCUACGCCGUCACCAGUUCAGCGACCAGCUCGUGUCCGUUUUGCUCGAAGUCCGCCCACUCUCCAUUCAAAUGCGAAUUCUUCCAAGGGUUGUCAGUUAAGCAACGCUUCGAUCUUGUGAAGAAAAAGAACUUGUGCAUUAAUUGUUUAUCGCCGGAGCACAUGGUUCGCAAAUGUUCAUCUGGUACAUGCCGAGUAGACAAGUGUCACCAAAGGCAUCACACUAUGCUCCAUCAAGCAUCGAUUGAUCAUCCAUCUACUCCUACUAACCCAAACGCUCCACGUUCAUUUCCUGUCCAGCCGGGAAAUCCUCCGAAUCAGUCCUUCUCGCAAACUCACUCGCCAUCGUCGUCGUCAUCGUCUGGAUCCCAACAGCCCUCUGCCACUAGCCUUGUGUCCACCAACGUCGUCGGAGCUCCUUCUGUUCCUGCUACUGUGCUGCUGCAGACGGCAAUCAUCAAGGUGUUCGCUUCGAAUGGACAAUCCCAGUGGGCCAGAGCCCUGUUAGAUCCAGCGUCGCAGUUGAACCUGAUCACCGAGAACAUCGUCCAAAGGCUGAAGUUGCGCCGCUACCACUGUCAUCAGGAGAUUGGGGGUGUAGGCAACUCUGUAAUCGUUUCGUCCUACGCUGUUCACGUUCAGAUGGCGUCUCACUGUACGGACUUCAAGGCUGUUCAAUCGUUUCACAUCUUGAAAAAUAUCACCCAAGAUCUUCCUACUAGAACUCUUGAUACCUCUACAUUGCAACUUCCACCAAACGUUGUCCUAGCAGACCCGAAGUUCUUUGUGCCGAGCUCUAUCGAUAUACUCCUCGGCAUGGAACUAUACUACGACUUGCUGCUAGAUGGAUUCGCGAAGCUGGGUCCUGAAAAGCCGAUCCUCCAAAACACCGUCUUCGGUUGGGUAGCGUCAGGCAAAAUAGGUUCCGGACAGUGCGACUCAACUCCAAAGGUAGCCCACGUAUGCAGUGACCAGUCUCUCGAUUCACUAAUCACUCGUUUCUGGGAAGUCGAGUCAUGUUGGUCAGCAAGUACCCAGUCUGCGGAGGAAGUCGCAUGUGAAGAACAUUUUGUCGCAAACACAUAUCGGGAUGAUUCGGGACGGUUCGUAGUCACCCUUCCCAAGCAUACAUCUAUUCUGUCCCAACUCGGAGAUUCCAAGCAGAUUGCCACUAGAAGAUUUCUCGCCUUAGAACGUCGUCUCGAUGCAAAUCCUCCGCUGAAGCAAGCCUACACUAACUUUAUCGAUGAGUAUCUUCAGCUGGGUCACAUGCGAGAAGUCAACGAUUCCACAUGUUCACCUGCUGUCCCGUCCUAUUACCUACCACAUCACGGAGUAGAGAAAGCGGACAGCACAACCACAAAACUACGCGUCGUAUUCGACGGCUCCUGUCGGACGGACAGUGGAGUUUCGCUGAACCAGGCACUGAUGGUUGGAUCAGUUGUCCAGGAUGACCUCUUAGCCAUACACCUUCGCUUUCGUAUGAAUCGUAUUGCCCUGAUUGCAGAUAUCGAAAAGAUGUACCGUCAGCUUCUCAUUCAUCUUUUGGACUACCCACUCCAGCGUAUUCUCUGGCGCAGAUCGUUAUCAGAACUGAUACGCACCUACGAACUCAUGACAGUCACCUAUGGUACUGCGUCAGCCCCGUUUUUGGCUACUCGAUGCCUAAAAGAGCUGUCUAAACAAGGUGCUGAAGAUUUUCCACUGGCGUCGCUAACGUUGGCAAAAGAUUUUUAUGUGGACGAUAUGCUGACAGGUGUCUACGACGAAGAAGAAGGAGAAGAACUCUGCAAGCAAUUACUGGCGCUUCUGAAGUCCGCCGGUUUCAGCCUUCGCAAGUGGGCAUCAAAUUCAACUGAAGUCCUCUCGAAAAUUCCCAUUGAACUGCGUGACGAACGAUCAGUGUUAGCCCUGGAUUCACCCUCUACUUCGAUCAAAACUCUCGGAAUCCAAUGGCAGCCCUCCUCGGACACGUACAGCUACGCAGUUCCCGAAUGGUCAACUCAAAUUGUAAUUACUCGGCGUGUCGUAGCCUCUGAUCUUGCCAAACUGUUUCUUCCUCUUGGAUUGCUUGGUCCUGUCGUAGUUCUGGCCAAAAUCUUCGUACAAUCACUUUGGCAGACUACUACUUCGUGGGACGAACCACUGACACCCAAGCAACAGCAAUAUUGGCGGGAAUGGCGCGACAGCCUAAUCGUCUUGCCACUGAUAUCCAUCCCACGAUGGGCCGCGUUCGCACGAGAUCCUGUCCUCGUCGAGUUACACGGAUUCUGCGACGCAUCUGAACGCGCAUACGGUGCCUGCGUCUACUUGCGGACCGUAUCUAUCGACGGAAGCAUCUCCGUCAGACUACUGUGUGCUAAAUCGAGAGUGACACCUAGCGGAAAGUCGAAGAACUCGGUUCUGAUCACACUGCCGUUGCUAGAGCUCUCAUCGGCACUUCUUUUGGCUCAUCUGUACGACAAGGUCAGCUUGAGCAUAAGCCUAAAGACAAAGCCCUUCUUCUGGACAGACUCCAUGAUAGUGCUUUGCCAGAUUCGUUCACCACCUGCUCGAUGGAAGAAGUUCAUCGCCAAUCGUGUGUCGGAGAUCCAGCGUCUUACCGCUGGAGGUAUCUGGUCACAUGUUCCCGGUUCCGAGAAUCCAGCGGACAUUAUUUCACGUGGUAUGAGCCUUGCGGACCUGAGAAAUACACCUGCCUGGUGGAUUGGACCUCAGUGGCUGAAUCAACCAUCUCGCUUCUGGCCACCGAUCAAUCAACCAAUUCCUGACAAUCUACCAAACAUCGCCCAAGCGGAACGUCCGAUAUCGCUGCCGGUACAAGCAGUACCACCCAACGAACUGUUUGAACUUCGUUCUUCAUUUCCUCGUCUGGUGCGGCUAGUCACCUAUCUACGCCGUUUCCAACACAACGUUUCGUACCAGAACCGCAACAACCGAAAAACUGGACAUCUCACCACGUUCGAGCUGAAUGACACUACUCAGUUUCUCGUUCAGAUCGCUCAGCAAGAAUCAUUUGCCCGAGAGUUGUCUGAAAUCAGCACCAGUGGACAUGUUAGCUCUCGCUCCGAGCUCAAAAACCUUUCACCAAUUCUGAUCAACGGGAUCCUGCGUGUGGGUGGACGUCUGCGGCAUGCAGCCAUUUCGGAAGACAGAAAACACCCAAUGAUCCUGCCCGCUCGUCACACGCUCACAGAACGAAUAUUGGUCCACUACCACGAAAAACAUCUCCACGCAGGGCCGCAACUGCUCGUCGCCUGUGUUCGAGAAAAGUUUUGGCCACUUCGUAUCCGUAACCUGGCACGGAAGGUGGUGCAUUCCUGUGUGAAUUGCUACCGCUGCAAGCCCAACAACCUCGAGCAGUUAAUGGGUGAUCUCCCACCUGAGCGAGUCACGCCAACGCUGCCAUUCCUCAACACUGGAGUUGACCUGUGCGGACCGUUCCAGUACCGCAAGUCACCGCGAGCAUCAGCGGCCAAAUGCUACGUAGCUAUUUUCGUGUGCCUUGUCACAAAAGCUACCCACGUAGAGCUCGUCUACGACCUUAGCACGGCCGCGUUCCUGGCUGCACUUCAUCGAUUUACCGCUCGUAGAGGGACGCCGAAGCUCAUCGAAUGCGAUAACGCCAAGAAUUUCAAGGGAGCAGCGAAAGAAUUGGCAAAACUACGAAGGCAAUUCUACGACCAACAACACCAAGCAGCAGUGAUCAACCACUGUGCAGACGACGGCAUUGCGUUCAAAUUCAUCCCGCCCCGCAGCCCGAACUUUGGUGGCUUGUGGGAGGCGGCAGUUAAAUCCUUCAAGAAGCACUUGCGGGCCACCAUCGGAAAUUCUGUGCUCUCCCAGGAUGAAUUCAUUACUCUGCUGGCUCGUAUCGAAGCUUGCCUAAAUUCCAGACCGUUAACUCCACUCUCUGCUGAUCCUAACGAUCUGGAAGUCCUUACUCCGGGUCACUUUUUAAUACAUCGACCACUUACCUCAUUUCCUGAACCCGACCUGUCCGAGAUCCCAAAAAACCGCCUCGACCGUUGGCAGGAGAACAACGAACUUCUCCGACGCAUUUGGAAGCGUUGGAGCACCGAUUAUCUCUCUGGCCUACACCCACGUACGAAAUGGACUCAACAGCGGGACAACAUCGACGUCGGCACUCUAGUGCUGCUCAAGGAGAACAACCUUCCACCCCUGAAGUGGAAGUACGGCCGAAUCACCCGUGUCUACCGUGGCGAGGAUAACAACAUCCGUGUAGUCGUUGUGCGGACGGCCGACGGGGAGUACACACGGUCCAUCUCCAAGAUAUGCGUCCUGCCGAUACGCCAACCCACAACGGACGUCGCUAGUCCGGCCAACCCAAACUCAGAGCAAUGA
Messenger RNA from Ochlerotatus camptorhynchus, 5370 nucleotides. RefSeq lists its product as uncharacterized. The transcript has a single exon. Gene Ontology annotation, molecular function: nucleic acid binding. Bases 1 to 5370 code for a protein of 1789 amino acids. Lineage: Eukaryota; Metazoa; Arthropoda; Insecta; Diptera; Culicidae. The record is from RefSeq and is a predicted model, not a curated record. Gene Ontology annotation, biological process: DNA integration.